Messenger RNA from Entrophospora sp. SA101, 798 nucleotides. The record is from the annotation of a GenBank genome assembly. Lineage: Eukaryota; Fungi; Glomeromycota; Glomeromycetes; Entrophosporales; Entrophosporaceae.
AUGGCAAUGUCAAAAAUUUAUAUACUUCCAAUUUAUAAUCACGACAAUGACGAAGAAGUAUUAGCAAAUAAUAGUAACAUUAACAACAAAAUCAACACAAACAAUAUAACAGACAUUAAUGACAUGGAAGUUAGUAUUAAUAGUGAAACUACAACUUUUUUUUAUACGUUUGAUGAGAAAAAUCAAAUAACAAUUCCUGAUUUAUCUUUACCAACCUCAAUGCAAGAUGUAAAAAAUCAAGCAAUAAUAUUACAUAGUUAUUCCAACAAUUCAUGGCGCGGCUAUUUACAUAUACUUUUUGUGCUAUCUUUUAUUUAUAUUUGGAAGCAAGCAUUCUCCAUUCCUGGUGCUUUAUUUUUAAAUUUAUUAGCAGGAGCUAUGUAUGGUCCCAUGAAAGCAACACUAUUUACUUGUUUAUUAACAUCAAUUGGUGCAAGUGUUGCGUAUUUAUUAAGUAAAUUCGUUGGUAAACCAUUUGCGGAUUUUUAUCUUUUAAAUAAAUUGAUUAAUCUUCGUAAACAAGUUGAUGAAAAUCGCGAAAAUUUGUUUUACUAUUUACUAUUCAUCAGAAUGUUUCCUCUUUCGCCCUGGUGGUUAUUAAACAUCACGUCUCCACUAUUAUCUAUUCCAAUUGGGACAUUUUUCAUUACAAUGUUUUUUGGAUCAAUUCCGUAUAAUCUUGCGUGUUGUCAAUCAGGAGAUAUAAUAUCGGAACUCAACUCAACAACUGACAUGUGGCAACCAACUGUUAAUAAUAGAAGACGAAGACCAUCACCAUCGGAAGCAGAUAUUAAUUAA